GCCUCCGCUUAUAUUUCUUUCUUGACGCGGCUAUGCUAUUCACGUUCCACUCUGCGUUGCUAUCUUAGUAUCUAUACCGUACGACUCUAUGCUAAACUGAAUAGAGCGUCUGCAAGGCUCUGGACUUACCCGAGGAGUCGAGGAUUUAUAUCCUGAUGCGAAUGUACUCACGCAUGAUACCUACUUCCGAUAUCUUCCACGUAAUUUUGGACAUGGAGUGGAAAUUUGCUCAAUAUUCAUGAAUGAAGCGCUUACUGACUCCUGUGUCGUCUCAUCAGCAUUCUAAGAAUCCAGGAACAUUGGAGAUUUCUUCUUCAAUUGACCUCUCCGUGAUGUGUGCUUCAUCUACAUUUGUUUUCACGCUAGGCUAUGCCACUCGAGCCUGCUUCCAUCUAUGCAGACCAUAUCAAACUGAACAAAGCGUCUAAUCAGUUGGAUCCGCUCGAUUGUGACGUCCCGAGCCCCAGCACUUUCCUACAGCGGACCAUAGAUACGUCGACCUCAAAUGAUAUUUUCCAUUAAACUUAUUCGGCUCUGGAGAACCUCCGCCCUUCCCUCGUUCACUUGAUAGAGCGGGUUCAUAUGCAGUACAGAGUGUGCACAGGUUAAUAAAGUUACCACAAAGGUCGUAAUUCUUGGUAUCCCAGAGCCCUUGAUCGCCGGUGAUCGUCUCCAUUCACUCUCGCUGAGUCCCGGGCAGGAACGAGUUGCCAGGGAUCAUUGGAAUUCGAUUCAGCCACUUGUUCACAGAGGUGCAGCCGCUCGUCUACGUGGUACCUGUCCAAAUUUGGGCGAUUCUCUCAAACUCAACAUCACCCCAGAACGAGCUUUCAUUUCAAACACAAUCUAUCAAUCAACGUAAUGCCCUCAGAGAAAAAGAAGAUUGCGUAUCGCACUCCUCUUUGUCGUCUACCACCAUGUCUGGCCUGGUGCAGUACAAUUUCACAAUAGAUGACACCAGUCCUAUCCUCUUUUACUCGCCAUAUGCCGAUACUGGAGGUGUAAUUGGCCGAGGUGAUGGCCUCCGCAACGCCUGGCAAACCUGGUAUACAGUCUCGGGGUUUCUUCCCAAUCGAGAUGGACCUUCCACAGAAGGCGAGUCUUAUCACUUGACUUCUGCACCAGGAGCUUCUGUAUCUCUGUCUUUCUAUGGCACUGGGGUAGUUUUGUACGGAAUGUCAAACUGCUCAUACGACAUAAUUUUCGAUGGGAACUUUAUUCAGGAUGCAACGCCUUUCCAAAACGUUUUAUUUGCCGCUUCAGACGAAGCACCCGGGUUCCACAAGGUAUCCUUGAUUGCAAAACCCAAUAGUAAUGAUCAGAUACUCAGCUUUAAUAGUACUGUCAUCAUGUCAGUCGCAAAUUCUAGCGCGUCUUCUACACCAGUCUACGAGACUAUCGACAAUCAGAACACGAGUGCGAUUGCAUAUGCAGGUGACUGGUCGCCGACCGUAACGGUCCCCAAAGUACCCACUACUGCUUCGCCAGCUCCAUAUCACGAUACGACAGUGGCUAGCGCAUCUGCCUCCUUUAAUUUCACGGGAAGAGCUGUGGCCUUAUACGGCUCCUCUACCUCAAACCAUGGUCCAUACACUGUCACUUUAGACGGCACGAAGAGCCUUUUCAAUGGAAGCUCACAAUGGCUGCUAGGAAAUAUGUUGCUGUUCUAUCAAGAUGGCUUAGAAGAGGAUUCCACGCAUUCACUCAGUAUUAUGAAUGUUGGUAGCGACCCCACUUCCAAUGCGCUUUCCUUAAACUCUGUACAAAUUACGCACUUAAACGAUACCCUUGCAGGGCAGGCAAAUACGGGAGGGACCCACAGCACUUCAAAGUCAAAAGUAGGGGUAAUUGUAGGACCAGUCGUAGCCUUUUUCGUGGUCGCUAGUAUGAUCGGCUUUUACGUUCGGUCGAAACGUCAAACAAAGCGCAAGCCAAUGAGGAGACGCUCAUCAGCUGCAUCUUUCAUCUUUUCACCACGGAGGUUCUGUCACGAGCACGACGAGCACGACGACUCGAUUACUCCAUACGUUGCUGACGUUAGAGAUCCGAGACGCGAUAUUGGUGCUUCUUCAGAGUCAUCGUCGCUGCAAUUACGUCUUACGGGACAUCACCAUGGAAUAGGCCGUGCAAAGGACAGGAAAGGUCGACCCCUUCCUAUUCCUGCAGGUGUACCACAGAAUAUCAGAGGUACUGACUCGUCAGCAUCUGCUGAUGCCCGAUCUGCACAGUCCGUUCCGGUGACAUACCUGCCCAGUGAACUGCGUGCUUCACGGAGCGAGGGUGCUGGAUCACAUAUCAAUUCUCGUUCGCUCAGACGUUCGCCGGCAGCUUCGGAGAGCGUCUCUCACAAUAUAUCCGACGAUCCUUCCGUAGUGGGCCGAAUAGUCGAGCUAGUCGCACAGCGGAUAGAUGCACAACGGGUGGAGGGGAGCGGCUCAGCACCUGAUUCUUCUAACCAAUUGCCCCCUUACAGUGAAGGCGUGUAG
Messenger RNA from Fomitiporia mediterranea MF3/22, 2486 nucleotides. RefSeq lists its product as uncharacterized. The transcript is spliced from 6 exons. NCBI's taxonomy places the organism in Eukaryota, Fungi, Basidiomycota, Agaricomycetes, Hymenochaetales, Hymenochaetaceae. The record is from RefSeq and is a predicted model, not a curated record. Bases 918 to 2486 code for a protein of 522 amino acids.